Mus musculus (house mouse) is the source of this 13602-nucleotide messenger RNA. It is a transcript of the gene Trrap, whose product is annotated as transformation/transcription domain-associated protein. The transcript has 74 exons. Gene Ontology annotation, cellular component: nucleus. The record is from RefSeq and is a predicted model, not a curated record. Lineage: Eukaryota; Metazoa; Chordata; Mammalia; Rodentia; Muridae. Bases 1047 to 12782 code for a protein of 3911 amino acids.
AGCAUUGCUGGAAGAGGAAAAAUAAAAUCUCAGGGAAGGAAGUCCAGCCCUGAAGGCCACACAUACACACACACACACACACACACACACACACACACACACACACACACACACACAGUGAACCAACUGGAGAGGUAUUUCGGGUGUCAAUCACCCUUCAGUCUGGUUCCUGCGAGGAAAAGGGACACGGGGUUGGGUGUGGAGGCGAUGACGAAUCUUGAAGCUGCAGCAGCCCAGAGCCCCACCGGCCUAGGUGCUCAGCAGAUAGGUCACCCAGGCGAUGAUUUAAAAGGACAGCACGCCCACCCAAGGCGGCAGACCGCCCCUCCCUGCCCCGCUGCCCGCCCAGGCCGCACCCACUUGGGGGCGGUGCGCCCGAGCUUAGUUCUGGUGGGCGGACGCCGCGGCUUUAAGCCGGGGCGGGACUGAGCGAGGAGCAGCAGCGGCGUCGGCGGCGAGAGUUCUUGGGGACUCGGGCCCGGAUGCUGGGGGCUAGUCGGCAGGUCCCGGUAAGCGCAAGGGAGGGCGGGUGAACGGUCCCGGGAGAUGCACGCGCGUGCGUGUCUCAGGCGUGGGAGAGAGUCGGUGCAGCACGACGGCUCCACGGAGAAGUGGAGAAGGCUGUCCCUGCUUGACCGAGGUCCUUCCGGCCCCCCAGGAGCCCUCCUAAACUAGAUCAGCCACACUGCAGCAUUUAGUCCUCCGCGGCGCCGGGCUGCGCUGGAGCGGAUGGAGGGACGCGCAGCGCUAGCGGCCGCGGAGGUUGGCCCUCGGCGCUUGCCGUAGCUCAGCGGCCUGCUGGGGGGCAGUCGCUGAGAGUCCCGGGAAGGAUCGGCGACAAAAGGAGGGAACCCGAAGGCCGUUUGCGACGCGAAGGGAUUGAGUGAGGAGUCGAGGGGGCUGCGGCACCCCACCAAAGCCAUCCUGGCAUCUGCGGGCCUCCACGCAGGCUCCUGGCUCUCUGGGCCAGACGCUGAGAGUGAAGGCUGGAUAAACUCAUGGACUUGGCAGCUCAGGCUUGAGAAAAACACAAACUCAGAAGAAAGAUGGCGUUCGUUGCAACCCAGGGGGCCACGGUGGUCGACCAAACCACUCUGAUGAAGAAAUACCUUCAGUUUGUGGCAGCUCUCACGGAUGUGAAUACACCUGAUGAAACGAAGUUGAAAAUGAUGCAGGAAGUCAGCGAGAACUUUGAGAAUGUCACGUCAUCUCCUCAGUAUUCUACAUUCCUGGAACACAUCAUCCCUCGAUUUCUUACCUUUCUCCAAGAUGGAGAAGUCCAGUUUCUUCAGGAGAAGCCAGCCCAGCAACUACGGAAGCUGGUACUUGAGAUACUCCACAGGAUUCCAACCAAUGAGCAUCUGCGUCCUCAUACGAAAAACGUUCUGUCUGUCAUGUUUCGGUUUUUAGAGACGGAAAAUGAAGAAAAUGUUCUUAUUUGUCUAAGAAUAAUUAUUGAGCUGCACAAACAGUUCAGGCCACCGAUCACGCAAGAGAUUCAUCACUUUUUGGAUUUUGUGAAACAGAUUUACAAGGAGCUUCCAAAAGUAGUGAACCGCUACUUUGAGAACCCCCAGGGGAUCCCUGAGAACACAGUGCCUCCCCCUGAAAUGGUGGGCAUGAUCACGACUGUUGCUGUGAAGGUCAAUCCUGAGCGCGAGGACAGCGAGACACGGACGCAUUCCAUCAUCCCACGAGGAUCGCUCUCACUGAAAGUCCUGGCCGAGCUCCCCAUCAUUGUCGUACUGAUGUACCAGCUGUACAAACUGAACAUCCACAACGUUGUUGCCGAGUUUGUGCCCCUGAUCAUGAAUACCAUUGCAAUUCAGGUAUCCACACAGGCCAGGCAACAUAAGCUUUACAACAAGGAGCUGUAUGCUGACUUCAUUGCAGCUCAGAUCAAAACGCUGUCGUUUUUAGCCUACAUCAUCAGGAUUUACCAGGAGCUGGUGACGAAGUAUUCUCAGCAGAUGGUGAAAGGCAUGCUACAGCUGCUUUCCAAUUGCCCAGCGGAGACUGCGCACCUCAGGAAGGAGCUGCUCAUUGCGGCCAAGCACAUCCUCACCACGGAGCUGAGGAACCAGUUCAUCCCCUGCAUGGACAAGCUGUUUGAUGAAUCCAUCCUGAUCGGCUCUGGGUACACCGCUCGGGAGACACUCAGGCCCCUCGCCUACAGCACACUUGCCGACCUUGUGCAUCACGUUCGCCAGCACCUGCCCCUCAGCGACCUCUCCCUCGCCGUCCAGCUCUUUGCCAAGAACAUCGAUGAUGAGUCCCUGCCCAGUAGCAUCCAAACCAUGUCCUGCAAACUCCUACUGAACCUGGUGGACUGCAUCCGCUCCAAGAGUGAGCAGGAGAGUGGCAAUGGCAGAGAUGUCCUGAUGCGGAUGCUGGAGGUUUUUGUCCUCAAGUUCCACACCAUUGCCCGGUACCAGCUCUCUGCCAUUUUUAAGAAAUGCAAGCCUCAGUCUGAACUGGGGGCUGCAGAAGCUGCACUACCUGGGGUGCCCACAGCCCCUGCUGCCCCUGGCCCAGCCCCUUCCCCAGCCCCUGUGCCUGCCCCCGCACCACCUCCACCUCCACCUCCAGCCCCAGCCACCCCGGUAACCCCUGCCCCCGUGCCCCCAUUUGAGAAGCAAGGAGAGAAGGACAAGGAGGACAAGCAGACGUUCCAGGUCACAGAUUGCCGGAGUCUGGUGAAGACCUUGGUCUGCGGUGUCAAGACCAUCACAUGGGGCAUAACGUCGUGUAAAGCACCUGGUGAAGCUCAGUUUAUUCCUAACAAGCAAUUACAACCCAAAGAAACUCAGAUUUACAUCAAGCUGGUGAAGUAUGCGAUGCAGGCCUUGGAUAUUUAUCAGGUCCAGAUCGCAGGAAAUGGACAAACAUACAUUCGAGUAGCCAACUGUCAGACCGUAAGGAUGAAGGAAGAGAAGGAGGUGCUGGAGCACUUUGCUGGGGUCUUCACCAUGAUGAACCCACUAACAUUCAAGGAGAUCUUCCAGACUACAGUUCCUUACAUGGUAGAAAGGAUCUCAAAAAACUAUGCUCUUCAGAUUGUUGCCAACUCCUUCUUGGCGAAUCCCACUACCUCUGCUCUGUUUGCCACCAUCCUGGUGGAGUACCUCCUGGAGCGGCUGCCGGAAAUGGGCUCCAACGUGGAGCUCUCCAACUUGUACCUCAAGCUCUUCAAGUUGGUCUUCGGCUCAGUGUCGCUGUUUGCAGCGGAGAAUGAGCAGAUGCUGAAGCCUCACCUGCACAAGAUCGUGAACAGCUCCAUGGAGUUGGCGCAAACCGCCAAGGAGCCUUACAACUACUUCCUUCUGCUCCGUGCUCUCUUCCGCUCUAUAGGAGGUGGCAGCCAUGACCUCCUGUAUCAGGAGUUUCUGCCUCUCCUUCCAAAUCUCCUCCAAGGACUGAACAUGCUGCAGAGCGGCCUGCAUAAGCAGCACAUGAAGGACCUCUUUGUAGAGCUGUGUCUCACCGUGCCAGUCCGGCUGAGCUCUCUCCUGCCCUAUCUGCCCAUGUUGAUGGAUCCCUUGGUGUCUGCCCUCAAUGGGUCUCAGACAUUGGUCAGCCAAGGCCUGAGGACCUUGGAGUUGUGUGUGGACAACCUGCAGCCGGAUUUCCUCUAUGACCACAUUCAGCCUGUGCGUGCAGAGCUCAUGCAGGCUUUGUGGCGCACGCUUCGCAACCCUGCAGACAGCAUCUCCCACGUGGCCUACCGUGUGCUUGGGAAGUUUGGCGGCAGCAACAGGAAGAUGUUGAAGGAGUCCCAGAAGCUGCACUAUGUUGUGACUGAAGUUCAAGGCCCCAGCAUUACCGUGGAGUUCUCUGAUUGCAAAGCUUCUCUCCAGCUUCCGAUGGAAAAGGCCAUUGAGACCGCCCUGGACUGCCUGAAAAGUGCCAACACAGAGCCCUACUACCGGAGGCAGGCAUGGGAGGUGAUCAGGUGCUUCCUGGUAGCCAUGAUGAGCCUGGAGGACAACAAGCAUGCGCUCUACCAGCUGCUGGCGCACCCCAACUUUACAGAAAAGACCAUUCCCAAUGUCAUCAUAUCACAUCGCUACAAAGCACAGGACACUCCAGCCCGGAAAACAUUUGAACAGGCUCUGACUGGGGCAUUCAUGUCUGCAGUCAUCAAAGACCUGCGACCCAGUGCCCUGCCCUUUGUGGCCAGCUUGAUCCGCCACUACACCAUGGUAGCAGUGGCCCAGCAGUGUGGUCCUUUCUUGCUACCUUGCUACCAGGUGGGUAGCCAGCCCAGCACAGCCAUGUUCCACAGUGAAGAAAAUGGGUCCAAAGGAAUGGAUCCCUUGGUCCUUAUUGAUGCCAUAGCUAUCUGUAUGGCUUAUGAAGAAAAGGAACUGUGCAAGAUUGGGGAGGUAGCCCUGGCCGUGAUAUUUGACGUGGCGAGCAUCAUCCUGGGCUCAAAAGAGAGGGCAUGCCAGCUGCCCCUCUUCUCCUACAUUGUGGAGCGGUUGUGCGCCUGCUGCUAUGAGCAGGCCUGGUAUGCAAAGCUGGGGGGCGUGGUGUCCAUUAAGUUUCUCAUGGAGCGGCUCCCACUCACGUGGGUUCUCCAGAACCAGCAGACAUUCCUCAAAGCUCUGCUCUUUGUAAUGAUGGACCUGACUGGAGAGGUUUCCAAUGGGGCAGUGGCCAUGGCGAAGACCACCCUGGAACAGCUCCUGAUGAGAUGUGCGACCCCUUUGAAGGAUGAGGAGAGAGCUGAGGAGAUUGUGCUGGCUCAAGAGAAAUCUUUUCACCACGUGACCCACGAUUUGGUUCGUGAAGUCACCUCCCCAAACUCGACUGUGAGAAAGCAGGCCAUGCAUUCGCUGCAGGUCUUGGCCCAGGUCACUGGAAAAAGUGUGACAGUAAUUAUGGAGCCACAUAAGGAGGUCCUUCAGGAUAUGGUCCCACCGAAGAAGCACCUGCUGCGACACCAGCCUGCCAACGCCCAGAUCGGACUGAUGGAGGGCAAUACGUUCUGUACCACGCUGCAGCCUCGACUCUUCACGAUGGAUCUCAAUGUGGUGGAGCACAAGGUCUUCUACACAGAGCUGCUGAAUUUGUGUGAGGCUGAGGACUCCGCUCUGACCAAGCUGCCCUGUUACAAAAGCCUCCCAUCGCUUGUGCCCUUACGGAUCGCAGCAUUGAAUGCUCUCGCUGCCUGCAAUUACCUACCUCAGUCCAGGGAGAAAAUCAUUGCUGCUCUUUUCAAAGCCCUCAACUCCACCAACAGUGAGCUGCAGGAGGCUGGGGAAGCCUGCAUGAGGAAGUUUUUGGAAGGUGCCACCAUAGAAGUAGAUCAGAUUCAUACGCACAUGCGGCCCUUGCUGAUGAUGCUGGGAGACUACCGGAGCUUGACCCUGAACGUCGUGAACCGGCUCACCUCCGUUACUCGCCUCUUCCCAAAUUCCUUCAAUGAUAAGUUUUGUGACCAGAUGAUGCAACAUCUGCGCAAGUGGAUGGAAGUGGUGGUCAUCACCCACAAAGGGGGCCAGAGGAGUGACGGAAACGAGAGCCUUUCAGAGUGCGGGAGGUGCUCCCUGUCUCCAUUCUGUCAGUUUGAGCCUGCCAUGGAAGGGGUAGAGGAAAUGAAGAUUUGCUCGGCAAUUAUAAACCUUUUCCAUCUGAUCCCAGCCGCUCCUCAGACGCUGGUCAAGCCUCUGUUGGAGGUUGUGAUGAAGACAGAGCGGGCCAUGCUGAUUGAGGCGGGCAGUCCAUUCAGAGAGCCACUUAUCAAGUUCCUGACCCGGCAUCCCUCGCAGACAGUGGAGUUGUUCAUGAUGGAAGCAACACUGAAUGAUCCCCAGUGGAGCCGAAUGUUCAUGAGUUUCUUAAAACACAAAGAUGCCAGACCUCUGAGGGAUGUGUUGGCAGCAAACCCCAACAGGUUCAUCACUCUGCUGCUGCCUGGUGGUGCACAGACCGCAGUCCGCCCCGGCUCACCCAGUACCAGUAACAUGCGCCUGGACCUCCAGUUCCAGGCCAUCAAGAUCAUAAGCAUCAUAGUUAAAAAUGAUGAUGCCUGGCUGGCCAGUCAGCACUCUCUGGUGAGCCAGUUGAGGCGAGUGUGGGUGAGUGAGACCUUUCAAGAAAGACACCGCAAAGAGAACAUGGCUGCCACCAACUGGAAGGAGCCCAAGCUUCUGGCCUUCUGUCUGCUGAACUAUUGCAAAAGGAACUAUGGCGACAUAGAGCUGCUGUUCCAGCUGCUCCGAGCCUUCACUGGUCGUUUCCUGUGCAACAUGACCUUCUUGAAGGAGUAUAUGGAAGAAGAGAUCCCCAAAAAUUACAGCAUCGCUCAAAAGCGGGCACUCUUUUUCCGCUUUGUAGAGUUUAAUGACCCCAACUUUGGAGAUGAACUGAAAGCAAAGGUUCUGCAGCACAUCUUGAAUCCUGCUUUCUUGUACAGCUUUGAAAAGGGGGAAGGAGAGCAGCUGUUAGGACCUCCUAAUCCAGAAGGAGACAACCCAGAGAGCAUCACCAGUGUGUUUAUAACCAAGGUCCUGGACCCUGAGAAACAAGCUGACAUGCUGGACUCCCUGCGGAUCUACCUCCUGCAGUACGCCACGCUGCUGGUGGAGCACGCCCCCCACCACAUCCAUGACAACAACAAGAACCGCAACAGCAAGCUGCGCCGUCUGAUGACCUUCGCGUGGCCCUGUCUGCUCUCCAAGGCUUGUGUGGAUCCUGCUUGCAAAUACAGCGGGCACCUGCUGCUGGCGCACAUCAUCGCCAAAUUUGCCAUCCAUAAGAAAAUCGUCUUGCAGGUUUUCCACAGUCUUCUCAAGGCUCACGCAAUGGAAGCCCGAGCGAUUGUGAGACAGGCAAUGGCCAUUUUGACCCCAGCAGUGCCAGCCCGCAUGGAGGACGGACACCAGAUGCUGACACACUGGACUAGGAAGAUCAUCGUGGAGGAGGGGCACACGGUCCCACAGCUGGUGCAUAUUCUUCACCUCAUAGUGCAGCACUUUAAGGUGUACUACCCGGUGCGGCACCACUUGGUACAGCACAUGGUUAGUGCCAUGCAGAGGCUGGGCUUCACACCCAGUGUCACCAUUGAGCAGAGGAGGCUGGCCGUGGACCUCUCCGAGGUUGUCAUCAAGUGGGAACUGCAGAGGAUCAAGGAUCAGCAACCGGAUUCUGACAUGGACCCAAAUUCCAGUGGAGAGGGUGUCAACUCAGUGUCCAUUAAGAGAGGCCUGUCUGUAGACUCUGCACAGGAGGUGAAACGCUUCAGGGCGGCCACUGGAGCCAUCAGCGCAGUGUUCGGGAGGAGCCAGUCCCUGCCGGGAGCUGACUCUCUUCUUGCCAAGCCCAUUGACAAGCAGCACACAGACACUGUGGUGAACUUCCUCAUUCGAGUGGCUUGCCAGGUGAACGACAACACCAACACGGCAGGGUCGCCUGGGGAGGUGCUCUCUCGCCGCUGUGUGAAUCUUCUCAAGACCGCUCUACGGCCAGAUAUGUGGUGCAAGUCUGAGCUCAAACUGCAGUGGUUUGACAAGCUGCUGAUGACCGUGGAGCAGCCUAACCAGGUGAACUAUGGGAAUAUCUGCACAGGGUUGGAAGUCCUGAACUUCUUGCUAACUGUGCUGCAGUCUCCGGCCAUCCUCAGUAGCUUCAAGCCCCUGCAGCGGGGCAUCGCAGCCUGCAUGACAUGUGGGAACACCAAGGUGCUGCGAGCUGUGCACAGCCUCCUCUCUCGCCUCAUGAGCAUUUUCCCUACAGAGCCAAGCACAUCAAGCGUGGCCUCCAAGUAUGAGGAGCUGGAGUGCCUCUAUGCGGCCGUGGGGAAGGUCAUCUACGAAGGCCUCACUAACUACGAGAAGGCCACCAGCGCCAACCCCUCCCAGCUCUUCGGAACACUUAUGAUCCUCAAGUCAGCCUGUUGCAACAACCCAAGCUACAUUGACAGGCUCAUCUCUGUCUUCAUGCGCUCCCUACAGAAGAUGGUCCGAGAGCAUCUAAAUCCACAGACAGCAUCCGGGAGCACCGAAGCAACCGCAGCUGGAACAAGCGAGUUGGUGAUGCUGAGCCUGGAUCUUGUGAAGACUCGUCUGGCGGUGAUGAGCAUGGAGAUGCGGAAGAACUUCAUCCAGACCAUCUUGACCUCCCUCAUUGAGAAGUCCCCAGAUGCCAAGAUCCUCCGAGCUGUGGUGAAGAUUGUGGAAGAAUGGGUUAAGAAUAAUUCCCCGAUGGCAGCCAAUCAGACACCUACGCUCCGGGAGAAGUCAAUCUUGCUUGUGAAAAUGAUGACUUACAUAGAGAAACGCUUUCCAGAAGACCUCGAACUAAAUGCCCAGUUUUUGGACCUUGUUAACUAUGUGUACAGGGAUGAGGCACUUUCAGGCAGUGAGCUGACUGCAAAGCUUGAGCCUGCCUUUCUCUCUGGACUGCGUUGUGCCCAACCAUUGAUCAGGGCCAAGUUUUUUGAGGUUUUUGACAACUCUAUGAAACGGCGCGUCUACGAACGGCUGCUGUAUGUCACCUGUUCCCAGAAUUGGGAAGCCAUGGGGAGCCAUUUCUGGAUCAAGCAGUGCAUUGAGCUCCUCCUGGCCGUGUGUGAGAAGAGCACUGCCAUCGGUACCAGCUGCCAGGGAGCCAUGCUCCCGUCCAUUACCAACGUCAUCAACCUGGCCGACAGCCAUGACCGAGCUGCCUUUGCCAUGGUCACUCACGUCAAGCAGGAACCUCGGGAACGAGAGAACAGUGAGUCUAAAGAAGAGGACGUAGAGAUUGACAUUGAGCUGGCUCCUGGCGAUCAGACCAGCACACCCAAGACCAAAGAGCUUUCCGAGAAGGACAUUGGGAACCAGCUGCACAUGCUCACCAACAGACACGACAAGUUCCUUGACACUCUCCGGGAGGUGAAGACUGGGGCACUGCUCAGCGCCUUCGUUCAGCUCUGCCACAUUUCCACAACGUUGGCCGAGAAGACCUGGGUCCAGCUUUUCCCGAGGCUGUGGAAAAUCCUCUCUGACAGACAGCAGCAUGCGCUGGCGGGGGAGAUCAGCCCUUUCCUGUGCAGCGGCAGUCAUCAGGUUCAGCGAGACUGUCAGCCCAGCGCAUUGAACUGCUUUGUGGAAGCCAUGUCCCAGUGCGUCCCACCCAUCCCCAUGCGACCCUGUGUGCUGAAGUACCUGGGAAAGACUCAUAACCUCUGGUUCCGUUCCACGUUGAUGCUGGAGCACCAGGCCUUUGAGAAGGGGCUGAGUCUGCCCAUCAAACCGAAGCAGACAACCGAGUUUUAUGAGCAGGAGAGCAUAACACCGCCUCAGCAGGAGAUCCUGGACUCCCUCGCUGAACUUUACUCUCUGUUACAAGAAGAGGACAUGUGGGCCGGCCUGUGGCAGAAGCGAUGCAAAUUCUCCGAGACUGCCACCGCCAUUGCUUAUGAGCAGCACGGUUUCUUUGAGCAGGCCCAAGAAUCCUACGAAAAGGCAAUGGACAAGGCGAAGAAAGAGCAUGAGCGCAGUAAUGCCUCCCCGGCCAUUUUCCCUGAGUACCAGCUCUGGGAGGACCACUGGAUUAGGUGCUCCAAGGAGCUGAACCAGUGGGAAGCCCUGACUGAGUUUGGCCAGUCUAAGGGACACAUAAAUCCUUACCUUGUCCUGGAGUGUGCGUGGAGGGUGUCCAACUGGACCGCCAUGAAGGAGGCACUGGUGCAGGUGGAGGUCAGCUGCCCCAAGGAGAUGGCUUGGAAGGUUAACAUGUACCGAGGGUACCUGGCCAUUUGCCACCCCGAGGAACAGCAGCUCAGCUUCAUUGAGCGCCUGGUGGAGAUGGCCAGCAGCUUGGCUAUCCGUGAGUGGAGGCGGCUGCCCCACGUGGUGUCCCAUGUGCAUACACCUCUUCUGCAGGCUGCCCAGCAGAUCAUCGAGCUUCAGGAGGCCGCACAGAUCAAUGCAGGCCUGCAGCCGACCAACCUGGGCCGGAACAACAGCCUCCACGACAUGAAGACCGUGGUGAAGACCUGGAGGAACCGGCUGCCCAUCGUGUCUGACGACUUGUCCCACUGGAGCAGCGUCUUCAUGUGGCGGCAGCACCAUUACCAGGGUAAACCGACCUGGUCCGGCAUGCACUCAUCAUCUAUUGUGACUGCAUAUGAAAAUAGCUCUCACCAUGACCCAAGCUCCAAUAACGCCAUGCUUGGAGUUCAUGCCUCCGCCUCUGCCAUCAUCCAGUAUGGGAAAAUUGCCCGGAAACAAGGUCUGGUUAAUGUGGCGCUGGACAUACUGAGCCGAAUCCACACCAUCCCCACCGUUCCCAUCGUGGAUUGCUUCCAGAAGAUUCGACAGCAAGUGAAAUGCUACCUCCAGCUGGCAGGAGUGAUGGGCAAGAACGAGUGCAUGCAGGGCCUUGAAGUUAUUGAGUCUACAAACCUAAAAUACUUCACGAAGGAGAUGACAGCUGAGUUUUAUGCCCUGAAGGGAAUGUUCCUGGCUCAGAUCAACAAAUCUGAGGAGGCCAACAAAGCGUUCUCGGCUGCCGUGCAGAUGCACGAUGUGCUGGUGAAGGCCUGGGCCAUGUGGGGGGACUACCUGGAGAGCAUCUUCGUGAAGGAGCGGCAGCUGCACCUGGGCGUGUCUGCCAUCACCUGCUACCUGCAUGCCUGCCGGCAUCAGAACGAGAGCAAGUCCAGGAAGUACUUGGCCAAGGUGCUGUGGCUUCUGAGUUUCGAUGAUGACAAAAACACGCUGGCGGAUGCUGUAGACAAGUACUGCAUCGGUGUACCUCCCAUCCAGUGGCUGGCGUGGAUCCCGCAGCUGCUCACCUGCCUGGUGGGCUCUGAGGGCAAGCUGCUGCUGAACCUCAUCAGCCAGCAGGUUGGACGGGUAUAUCCCCAGGCUGUCUACUUUCCCAUCCGGACUCUGUACCUGACCCUGAAGAUUGAGCAGAGGGAGCGCUACAAGAGUGAUUCUGGACAGCAGCAGCCCAGUUCAGCGGGUAACCAGUCCCAUUCUGCGUCAGAUCCAGGGCCCAUCAGAGCGACAGCGCCCAUGUGGCGCUGCAGCCGGAUCAUGCACAUGCAGAGGGAGCUGCACCCCACCCUCCUGUCCUCCCUGGAAGGCAUCGUCGACCAGAUGGUCUGGUUCAGAGAGAACUGGCACGAAGAGGUGCUCAGGCAGCUCCAGCAGGGCCUGGCAAAAUGUUACUCUGUUGCCUUUGAAAAGAGCGGUGCAGUAUCAGACGCCAAGAUCACCCCUCACACUCUUAACUUUGUCAAGAAGCUGGUGAGCACUUUCGGGGUCGGCCUGGAGAAUGUGUCCAACGUCUCAACCAUGUUCUCUAGUGCGGCCUCCGAGUCCCUGGCCCGCCGCGCACAAGCCACCGCCCAGGACCCUGUCUUCCAGAAGCUGAAGGGCCAGUUCACCACAGAUUUCGACUUCAGUGUCCCGGGAUCCAUGAAGCUUCACAAUCUGAUCUCUAAAUUGAAAAAGUGGAUCAAAAUCCUCGAGGCUAAAACCAAGCAGCUUCCCAAGUUCUUCCUCAUAGAAGAAAAAUGUCGGUUCUUGAGCAAUUUCUCAGCUCAGACAGCUGAAGUGGAGAUCCCUGGAGAGUUUUUGAUGCCUAAGCCAACACAUUACUAUAUCAAGAUCGCUCGCUUUAUGCCCCGAGUGGAGAUUGUGCAGAAGCACAACACAGCAGCCCGCAGGCUGCACAUCCGAGGGCACAACGGCAAGAUCUACCCGUACCUGGUCAUGAACGAUGCCUGCCUCACGGAGUCGCGCAGGGAGGAGCGAGUGCUGCAGCUGCUGCGCCUGCUGAACCCUUGCCUGGAGAAGAGGAAGGAGACCACCAAGAGGCACUUGUUCUUCACAGUUCCUCGGGUUGUGGCUGUGUCCCCGCAGAUGCGCCUCGUGGAAGACAACCCCUCUUCACUUUCCCUCGUGGAGAUCUACAAGCAGCGCUGUGCCAAGAAAGGCAUUGAGCAUGACAACCCCAUCUCCCGUUACUAUGACAGGCUGGCCACAGUGCAGGCACGGGGAACCCAGGCCAGCCACCAGAUUCCUGCCCUUGGCUGGGAAGAUUUUGUCCAGGGUUGUGUGGAGCGGCAAGAGGCAGCUGUUUUGGCCCCUCCCCAGGUCCUCCGAGACAUUCUCAAAGAGGUCCAGAGCAACAUGGUCCCCCGCAGCAUGCUGAAGGAGUGGGCCUUGCACACUUUCCCCAACGCUACAGAUUACUGGACCUUCCGGAAGAUGUUCACCAUUCAGUUGGCGCUCAUCGGCUUCGCAGAGUUUGUCCUGCACCUAAAUAGGCUCAACCCUGAGAUGUUGCAGAUCGCUCAGGACACGGGCAAGCUGAACGUUGCUUACUUCCGAUUUGACAUAAAUGAUGCAACUGGGGACUUAGACGCCAACCGUCCAGUCCCUUUCCGCCUCACGCCCAACAUAUCUGAGUUCCUGACCACCAUUGGUGUCUCUGGCCCGCUGACUGCCUCCAUGAUUGCUGUUGCACGGUGCUUUGCCCAGCCUAACUUUAAGGUGGACGGCGUUCUGAAAACUGUGCUCCGGGAUGAGAUCAUUGCUUGGCACAAAAAGACACAGGAGGACACUUCCUCUCCACUGUCGGCCGCAGGGCAGCCUGAGAACAUGGACAGCCAGCAGCUGGUUUCCUUAGUUCAGAAAGCCGUCACUGCCAUCAUGACCCGCCUGCACAACUUGGCCCAAUUCGAUGGUGGGGAGAGCAAGGUGAACACCCUGGUGGCCGCUGCCAACAGCCUGGACAACCUCUGUCGCAUGGACCCUGCCUGGCAUCCAUGGCUGUGACCUCGGUGACCACCCUACCCAGAAUGUGAAAUGUGCCUCUCAGCCUCUGAGCCCCUGGCUGUUGAGACCUCUCUCUGCCUUGUUCCCCACUUUAUUCAGUUACCUUCCCAGUAGUUUGUGUGUGGAAGAGCAUGAGAUUAGUCCUGGAGGGAGCCCCUGCACACAGUAGGCCAGGCCGUUGGCGAUGGCAGAGCUGAACUCAGCAGCUUCCGAGAUGCCUUUUAACUUGAGGAGCCCUGAACUGGGACUCCCUGUGUACUCCUGUCUCAGUGUGAAGUGCAGACUGAGAACGUCCCCUCCAUCCCCCAACUUCCAGAAACUACACCUCAGAGUGGCUGCUCACUGUCAUACCGGGUCUAGGGAAUCCACAGUGUUAGAGAAGCAGGAAGCAGGAUCAGUUCGACAGGCGUGCAUCUCUGAGCACAGAUCUCACUCUGUCACUGGUGUGGACAUCUCGCCAAGUCUGAUGAUGAGGCUCAGCGAGCCCAGGGCCUGCAGGGGAAGCUGCUCCAGGCCUCAUCAGUCAGAUCCGAUGCAGCUGUGCAGAACGAAGCUGUGAGGCCAGCGGGCCAGCCUUUCUCUUUUUACUGCCGGCUUGUUGGAUAUCUUUUAGAGAUUUACUAUCAUUGUACCAGAAAGAAGAAAAAAAAAAGACAAAAUCAUUUUGUUUUUCCUUCCUAAUUUAAAAAGAAAGCAGUGAAAGUUUGUCCCCUUUAGAUGGUUAUGUUGACAUUUUUAUAAAUCUGAGCAUUGAGAAUGUUCUAGCUAAAUUUGUACAGUGUGGUUUUUUUUUUUUUAGAAUAAAUAUUUUAUAAAAGUA